CGCAACCGAGCGGAAUCACAACAUUGCGUUUAAAGUGUCUUUACUCAUCCUCCUUUCGUUUAAUUUUAGUUGUUUGAUUUCUUUUUUUUUCCCCAUGGCGGCCAAUUCAGACUGUCUUUGACGAGCGGAAGUUCGAGAAGAACUUAAAUAUUUAGCGAGCCGUGCCGUGCUAUGAAAACAUGCUGCCGCUCGCUGUAGAAGCUAACCACCAGCAGCAGCAGCAGCUAGCUAGCAAAUGGUUUUUCGGCUGUGAUGUCUGUCACCGUGCGAAAUGACAAGAAGACGAGCUAGAAUAGUAGUGAAACUGCUGGAAACCUGUGUCCCGUACGUGUAGCCAACAGCAUGUGACACAGGAGCUCUCUGCUCGCCAAAAAAAAGUUGGUUUUAAUCAAGAUGCCUCGCCUGGAAGAGGUGGCCAACGUUGCCCUCAGGGUGCCAAGCAUACUGGUGCUGGACCUGCUCUAUAAAUGUGACAUUGAAGGUUUAACAGAGCAUCUCAAGGCCAAAAAUGAAGACAUGCUCUUCAAAUACAAAUAUGUCAUCUGGAACAUGUACUACCUUGGUCAUCUGAUAAACGUGGUGGUGUUGGUUUUGCCAUUGAGACACAUUGUGACGCUCUACCUCCAUAUCCUCGCUGCCCUUCUCCUCUACAUGGGGCAUCAGAUUUCGAAGGAUUAUGUUCGUGAAGAGCUGCAUUAUGGUUAUGAAGGAGCAGUGUACCUUGACUCUCUGUCCUUCAACAGAUUUGUGUCUGCAAUGACUAGUCAGAUUAUUCUCAGCACGCUGUGUGCCUUCCUGAUGAAGACCAGAAAGGUGUGGUUGUUCUCCGCUCACAUGCUCCCCCUGCUGGCCAGACUCUGCGCUGCUCCUCACGCCACGCUGCUAACCGUCAACACUUUCUCCAUGGGACUGACCGGGUCGGGGAUCGCCAUGUUCCUCCUCUCAAAUCUGUUUGUGCCAUAUCGUCUCGCAAGGGCUGCCUAUUCCGAGCUGCUUCAGGUGAUCGAACUGUACAGACUUCUGGCUGUGGGAAUCUCUCUGUGGAACCAGUUUGCCGUCCCACUGCUCUUCAGCGUCUUCUGGUUUGUUCUGUUCGUUGUCCAGCUCUGCUCAGACGCCAUGUCUGGCACCUCGGCGGCCCAUCAGGGAAUCAUGUUGUUCCUGCUCACAAGUGUUUCUGAAUGUUGUGCCACACCGUACUCUCUUCUGGGUCUGACCUUCGUGGUGUCCUAUCUGGCUCUCGGGCUGCUCAACCUAUGCAAGUUCUACCUGGGAGGUUACGCAGCUGUUCAGAAUGAGAAUGUCAUGCACAGGGGCGUGACUGAGGGCGUCACUCUGCUCCUGCUCGCCCUCCAGACGGGUCUGUUAGAUAUGCAGGCACUGCAGCGCACCUUCCUCCUCAGCAUCAUCCUCUUCAUCGUGGUCACUUCAACGCUGCAGUCAAUGAUCGAAAUCACAGAUCCAAUCAUUCUAGCUUUGGGUGCAUCCCGCAACAGGAGUCUGUGGAAACACUUCCGUGGCCUCAGCAUGUGUCUGCUUCUGCUGGUUUUCCCAGUGUUCAUGGCUUACAAAAUCUCCCAGUUCUUCCACAUGGACUUCUGGCUCCUUAUACUGGUGUCCAGUUGCAUGCUGACUUCCCUUCAGGUUACAGGCACUAUGCUGAUCUACUCCCUCUUCAUGGUGGAGCUGUUUCGCAGCGACCCGAUUGAGAGCCUGGAUGAAGUGAUCUACUGGGUGAACGCCGUCAGCAGGGUGCUGGAGUUCGUGGUGGCGCUCUGCGUGGUGGCUUACGGCACCUGGGAGUCGCUGUUUGGGGAGUGGAGCUGGAUGGGCGCCUCCGUCAUUAUCAUCCACUCUUACUUCAACGUUUGGCUCAGAGGUCAGUCCGGCUGGAGGAGCUUCCUGCUCAGACAGGAAGCAGCUAAGAAGAUCAACUCCCUCCCCAAAGCCACGGCUCAGCAGCUGCAGCAGCACAACGACGUCUGCUCCAUCUGCUUCCAGGAAAUGAGCUCUGCUGUGAUCACAUACUGUAGACAUUUCUUCCAUGGCAACUGCCUCCGCAAGUGGCUGUAUGUGCAGGACACCUGCCCCAUGUGCCACCAAACAGUCAGACCCGCCCCACAAGGUCACAGCGAGGCUUCGGGUGACGCCCCAGCAGAGAGAUACGCAGGACCAGAUCUGGCCGCACGGGAGGGGAAUCAAAUCCAGGACAAUGGUGCAUACCAAGAGGCGCAGAGCGACGAUGUGACUCCUGAUCCCACCGAGCAGGAGAAGGAGCGGGAAAGCUCUGAGGAUGGAGCUUGUGGGACAGAAGAUGGAGACCAGCCAGAUGAACUUCACACGAAGGCCGCUCAGGGUCUUCGUUUCAGCUCCAGUGGAGACUUUGUUGGAUUUGUCCACCCAGCGUCAAGCUGCUCUUCAGGGGGCAUUUCUAGCUCCCAUGUGCUGCUGGGUAAAACUUCUCCUAAUAUGCACAACCCAGGUGAGGAAAGUGGUAACGACUCAUUGCUGCCAUCGACGCCUAAUGAUGUGAAUACAAUGAAGGACCAAUCUGACUCUAAAAGAGCGGGACUUGAAGACGGUGCUACUUUCUGUCUUAGAUUGCCACAAAACAACAACGGCGAACAUGACAGCUGUGAUGGGACACAUAAAUCAUGGAACAGCUUUGAUUCGCUAGAAUCAAACAAUGCUGAUCAAACUCCUGAGGCUGUCUCACGUGGUACAGGCCGUGUUGAUAGCCAAACAUUUGUCGAAUCGUGUAAUGAAAACUCAGAAGUAUUAGACUGCAUUGACGAUCCUCAAAGUCAUAAACUUAAUAAUACAUAUUCAGACUUGGACCUGGAACCUGUCCCACAGUCCUCCCGGCUGUCCUCCUCUGUGGACGCCCCCUUCUCUUGCAUAAGCACAGACAACAGUGACUGACUGCCCUGCAUCAGUGCCUUGAAGGAUGAAAAAAGGGUGACCCCUCCAUAAUGGAGAAUUUAACACAUUUGCCUUCUCUCUGUGAACCAAUAGAAAAAAAAAUUGUAUCUUUUACCAGACAGUGUAUUGAAUGUGAUUCAGUUUAGCAACUGGAUUGAUUAUGGAGAGUAAAUUGUCUUGGGUUAAAGUGACACCCUUAUUGUACAACUGUAAAAAAAAAAAAAAAAAAAAA
Seriola dumerili (greater amberjack) is the source of this 3154-nucleotide messenger RNA. Its product is annotated as RING finger protein 145-like. The record is from RefSeq and is a predicted model, not a curated record. Lineage: Eukaryota; Metazoa; Chordata; Actinopteri; Carangiformes; Carangidae. Gene Ontology annotation, cellular component: endomembrane system; endoplasmic reticulum. Bases 394 to 2922 code for a protein of 842 amino acids. Gene Ontology annotation, molecular function: ubiquitin protein ligase activity; zinc ion binding. The transcript has 11 exons.